GGAAAAUCAAAGAUGGCACCGAUGCUCGAGCGUUUCGUCAGCCCCGGGAAAGGUAACGGUCUCCGGGCAACGGCCAGGAUACGCAAAGGAGAGCUGGUGAUCUCUGCCGAGCCGCUGGCCUGCUGCGUGUCCAACAGACUGGCCAAAGAGGUCUGUCACCACUGCUUCACUCGACAUGAGAGCUUGUUGAGGUGUUCCCAGUGCAAGACGGCUCGCUACUGCAAUACCGCUUGCCAGAAACAAGCAUGGUCAGGCCAUAAGAGAGAGUGUAAAUGUCUGCAGAGCCUCCUACCCAGACUUCCCACUGACUCAGUCCGUCUAGCUGCGAGACUCAUCUUUGCUUUGUUAAGUCCGUCUAAGAGCAGCAGUGAGGAGCUCUACACUCUAGAGGAACAUGAAUCACAUCUAACUUCUAUGCCUGAGCAGAAGAAACAAGGUCUUUCUCAGCUGGCGUCCAUGUUAGAGCUGUACCUGCAACAGGAAGUUCCUGACCUGUUACAGGAAAUGGGAUCAGCACUGCCACCUUCCUGCCGAGAACCCCUCAGCCUCAUUGCCAAGGUGACGUGUAAUUGCUUCACCAUCAGUGAUGGGGAGCUGCAGGAGAUUGGAGUUGGCCUGUAUCCAAGUUUAUCUCUGUUAAACCACGACUGCCGGCCAAACUGCGUGAUGGUGUUUGAGGGGACGAAACUGGAGCUCAGAGCUGUUCGGGAUAUCGACCCUGAAGAUGAGCUAACUAUAAGUUACAUCGAGACGUUGUCACUGACUGAAGAUCGGCAGAGGCAGCUGGAGGAGCAGUACCAUUUUACCUGUCACUGCCAGCGAUGUGACUCGCGAGACAAGGAUGGACUCAUGCUCUCGGGCGAAGAAGGAAAAUGGCGCCUGCUCAAGGAGGCUCUACCAAGACUGGAAGGGCUGAAAGCCGAGUCCAAUUGGGAAAUGCUGUUGGAGAGCUGUAGGCAUCUGUUAUCAAGCGUUGGUGGUGAAGUUCCUGAGGAAAAUCUAUACAAGCUCAGAAUUACUGACAUGGCUUUAGAUGCUUCAGUUCACCUGGGACGCUGGGAGGAAGCUAUGAGUUACGGGGUGACGACACUUCCAGCAUACAGACAGUACUACCCCGAUCCCCAUCCAGUCCAUGGGAUCCAGCUGAUGAGAGUUGGAAAGCUGCAGCAUUACCUGGAAAACAUCGAAGAUGCUUUGGACACAUUCAAACAGGCUUAUGAAAUCGUAAAGUUCACCCACGGUGAAGAUCACCCAUUGACAACCGAACUAACGAUGAAGAUGAAGGAAUGUCACAGUGAGAUGGAUCAUCAUUCCUCCAGCAGACACUAAGACGAAGACAAAAGAAACGUCUUCAUGUAACUGAUUUCACUGCCUUACGUUCUUUUUAUUCAUCAACCUCAAUAAAUGGAUUUGUUGUUUUGCCAUCCAUACCUGACCUUUGUCUCAACAGUCUUAAAGUAAGGAACUGUUGUUA
Pelmatolapia mariae (spotted tilapia) is the source of this 1474-nucleotide messenger RNA. It is a transcript of the gene smyd3, whose product is annotated as SET and MYND domain containing 3. Gene Ontology annotation, cellular component: nucleus. The record is from RefSeq and is a predicted model, not a curated record. Lineage: Eukaryota; Metazoa; Chordata; Actinopteri; Cichliformes; Cichlidae. The transcript has 12 exons. Gene Ontology annotation, molecular function: protein binding. The coding region runs from base 13 to 1329 and encodes 438 amino acids.